GCGGCUGUGUAUAGGGAGAUUAUUGGAAUGCUGGAUGUAGCAGGGAGGGGGACGAGGUCUCCAGCCAUCACCCUGAGUUGUCUCAUUAACAUUACUGGAGAUCCUCGCCCGCUCCAUCCCCCAACCAACACCACAAUGCCCAAUAUCAAGAUCUUUUCGGGUUCCUCGCACCCAGACUUGGCCCAGCGGGUGGUAGACCGCCUAGGUAUUGAUCUGGGCAAGGUGGUCACCAAGAAGUUUUCAAAUUUGGAGACGUGUGUGGAAAUCGGGGAGAGCGUGCGAGGUGAAGAUGUCUACAUUGUUCAGAGUGGCUGUGGAGAGAUAAAUGAUAAUUUGAUGGAGAUGCUCAUCAUGAUCAAUGCAUGCAAAAUUGCUUCUGCUGCUCGUGUUACUGCUGUCAUUCCAUGCUUUCCGUAUGCUAGGCAGGAUAAGAAGGAUAAGGUUAGUUAAUUUACUAAUUUUGAG
Cherax quadricarinatus is the source of this 465-nucleotide messenger RNA. The record is from RefSeq and is a predicted model, not a curated record. NCBI's taxonomy places the organism in Eukaryota, Metazoa, Arthropoda, Malacostraca, Decapoda, Parastacidae.